Nerophis ophidion (straightnose pipefish) is the source of this 1603-nucleotide messenger RNA. It is a transcript of the gene amd1, whose product is annotated as adenosylmethionine decarboxylase 1. The record is from RefSeq and is a predicted model, not a curated record. Gene Ontology annotation, biological process: spermidine biosynthetic process; spermine biosynthetic process. Lineage: Eukaryota; Metazoa; Chordata; Actinopteri; Syngnathiformes; Syngnathidae. Gene Ontology annotation, cellular component: cytosol. Gene Ontology annotation, molecular function: adenosylmethionine decarboxylase activity. Bases 211 to 1215 code for a protein of 334 amino acids. The transcript has 9 exons.
UCAUCGCUGUACGCAGUAUGGCUGGCGACAUUAGCUAGCACUUGCUAACGGUAUUCUCUGCAAAAAGGGAAGACGGCAACUUAAGUGACAAACUCUACAUCCGCUUUGGCUUCACGGACUCCCGCACCAUUCACUCAUCGGAAAUACGGAAUAACCCACGUUUAGUGAUCAGUUUUUUGUUAUUAUUUUGGUUGGGUGUCUUGCUGUCUCAUGAUGGAGGAUAACGGUGCACACUUCUUCGAGGGGACCGAGAAGCUGCUGGAAGUGUGGUUCUCCCGGCAGGACGAGGCCAAGGGGACCGGGGACCUGCGGACCAUCCCGAGGUUUGAAUGGGACAAACUUCUGGAGAAUGUGCACUGUUUGAUCAUAAGUGUGACAAAGACUGACAAGCAGGAAGCUUAUAUACUCAGUGAGAGUAGCAUGUUUGUCUCCAAGAGACGUUUCAUUUUGAAAACAUGUGGAACCACCCUCUUACUGCAAGCACUGGUGCCUCUGCUGGAACUCGCCAGGGAGUACUGCGGUUUUGAUGCCAUCGAGAAUUUCUUCUACUCCCGCAAGAACUUUAUGAAACCUACCCAUCAAGAGUUCCCUCAUCGGAACUUCCAAGAGGAAAUUGACUUUCUCGGCCAGAUUUUCCCAAAUGGUGCAGCCUACUGUAUGGGACGUUUGAACUCUGACUGCUGGUAUCUGUUUACUCUGGACUUGCCAGAGUACUGGGAGAACAAGUAUGCGGAUCAGACACUGGAAGUUUUGAUGAGUGACCUUGAUCCAGCCAUUAUGGACCAGUUCUAUAUGAAAGAUGAUGUUUCUGCAAGUGAUGUCACUCGUAUGAGUGGAAUUUGUGACCUGAUACCAGGUUCUGUGAUAGACGCCACCAUGUUCAACCCAUGUGGAUACUCCAUGAACGGAAUGAAGACUGACGGGACCUACUGGACCAUUCACAUCACCCCUGAGCCAGACUUCUCCUACGUGAGCUUCGAGACCAACCUCUCCCAGACUUCGUACGAUGACCUUGUUCGGAAGGUGGUGGAUGUGUUCAAGCCCGGCAAAUUAGUGACCACGCUGUUUGUCAAUCAGAGCUCCAAAUGUCGCAGUGUCUUCGCGUCCAGCCAGAAACUGGACGGGUACAAGCGUCAGGACCGCCAGCUGGCUCAAUUCAACGAUUACAAUUUUGUCUUCACAAGCUACGCCAAGAACCGCCAGCAGAAGAGCUGAAGGUGGAGGAUGAAGAAGAAGAAGAAGAAGAAGCGUAGAGAAGUCGAAAGCUCCUCUCCCGGCCAGGACAGCAGGCAGCGUUUAUCUUCCACUUGGCGUUGUUGUAUCUUGCAUGCUAGCUCUUUUCUCUCUUUCCGUACGCUAGCUCGCGCUUGCUGUGACCUUCAAGUGCAUGUAGACACGCUUACCACCAGAGGUCUCUUCCUGCAGGUCUGCCCCCUAAUCCCCCACAGACAGGGCUUCCGCCCACAUUAGCUUCCACACCCUGACCUGCUCAGAUUGCUCCGCUCCAUCCAGUUAAGAUUGGUCCACUUCAACGAGUUCAGUUUGGUCCACUUCAUCUAGUGCAGAUUAGUCCACUUCAUCUAGUGCAGAUUGGUCCACUUCA